AUGGUAUUAAAAGAUGAUAACCCACCACCACCUUAUCAUUUAAUUUCUAAAGAAGAUAAUCAAAACAACAGCAACAACGAUAGCAAUAACGACGAUGACAUAGAGGACACGUCUGAACCAGUAUCACAACCCAAACUUGAAGAUUUCCGAAGUUUUAAAUACUCAAUUGAGUCGAUUUUCCCAAAAUUUGACAAAACUAAAGUUCAAGAUCCUAAAUUCAUUCCCACUACUACUGAAGCUUUAGCCCAUUUGAAAUUAUUAAAAGCGUUUGCAGUCAUGAAAAGCAAAGUUGUUAGAGAUGCAGAUGCUCCCAAAGACUUUCAAAUCAAUCAAUGGAAAUCAUUUAUCACAAUGGCCGUGAGACGAUUCAUUAUCUUUGUAUCAGCAUUGAAAACUUUAUACAUUGGCAACAACGGAAAGACAACUCAUAGAUCUUUUGAAGAGUUGAAUAAAAAAGAAGAAUUUGAAAAUGUUAUGGCACACUUGUUACCCCCAUUAGACGUAAUCAUGGUAUGGCAUGCAUUUUUAUUGAAUCCAAAAGCAUUUUACGAUACAUUUUCUAGAAAUUCAUUUAUUGAUUUUGCCAAAUAUCCCUUACCAUUGGAUAGAAUUGACUUCUAUAUCAAUAACGAAACUUUUGAGUACAAGGUCUCCGAAACUUAUCAAACAAAUUAUAUUGAUUUAUUGAAAAGGUUUACCAAUAAUGGUAGUGAUUUGAUAUAUCAUAUGAAUAAUUUUAUAAUGUAUGAACAAUAUGUCAUUAUUAAUUGUCCAACUUGCAAAAUUGCUAUAUCUGAUCCUAUUCCAUUAGUUACUGAUGGAAAUAAAGGAUUUGCUGAUUCUGAAUUUAUGGCUAAGAAAAAAUAUCAACAAAAGUCUAUUGAUUCUACAGAUUGUUAUUGUUCUCAUAUCGAAUAUCUUACCCAUGAUCAACUAAGAAAACUUCAAUUAUUUCACGAUAUACAUGCUUCUGAACCAUUACCAGGUAUAAACAAACAUUUUUCCAAUUUUUUAAGUCAUCCGAGAUUUUCAAAUAGAAAUACAUCAAUAAUCAAUUAUACUAUAAAAGAUGAAGCUAAAAAAUUUUGGGACAAUUCCAGCAUUAGUGUUUCGACAGUAAUGGUAAGUGUGAUCAGUGCAACUACUAAAAGCAGCGAUAUUAAGAAAGCUAUUCUACGUGAUUACUUACAAUUCAAUCUCAUUCAUUUGACUGUACCUAAUAAUACCAUUUCAAUUGGUGAAGAUCUUGUCGGUUGUGUAUUACGACAAGAAUCUUUUGUCAAAAAAAUGAACACAAUCAAUUGGGUACAUUCAACUACAGCUCAAGAAAAAUUGGAAACCUCAUUGGUAAGAUAUCAAAGGUUUUUCCGGAUGUUAACUGAUAAAAAUUUGAAAAGAAUGUUAGUCCCGACUUUAGAUAUCGAUUUAAUGUGGCACACGCACCAGCUAUGGAUGUAUGGUUAUUUCCAUGAUUGUUUAAACUCACCAUGCCAUUCUGCAAUUGAUCAUAAUGACAAAAUAGAAGAAGCAAAACUUGAUAAUGGAUUUGAAUAUACUUCUAAAGCUUAUAAAAAAAAAUUCAAGGAAGAUUAUUCGAUUUGUUAUUGUCAAUAUUGUUCUGAAUUGCGCGCUACUAAAAGGGAAAAAAUUAAAAGCUUUUUCAAAUCAAGUAGAUCUGACGACAAGAAAUUAUACAGCACGUUUAAAUCAGCUUCAAGUGAAAACCCUUUGGUAUUAGAGUCUCCAUCACAUAUUAGCACACACAAUUCUAUUCAAUUACCAACACACACGGCAGAAACACGUAGAUUAAAAAAACCAGUGCCAUGGAGUACUGCUAACAGCAAUUCCCAGUUUUAUGUUGUGUCUCCAAUAGCUCCUGUAGCUGAGGCCCAUUCGCAAUUUUAUGGAAAUGGUUUAUGUUGUUCUGUGACUGCUUCAUGUGCAAGUGGUGCAACAUGUUGUCAAAUUGCAAGUGGGGGUUGUGGAAGCAGCGGUGGAGGAUGCAGCAGUGGAGGAUGCGGAGCAACUGCAUUUGGUGGGGGUGGGUGUGGAGGUGGUGGAGGUGGGGGGUGCGGUGGAGGAGGAUGUGGUGGUGGAGGUGGUAGCAACUAA
Messenger RNA from Candida albicans SC5314, 2112 nucleotides. RefSeq lists its product as uncharacterized. The transcript has a single exon. Lineage: Eukaryota; Fungi; Ascomycota; Pichiomycetes; Serinales; Debaryomycetaceae. The record is from RefSeq and is a predicted model, not a curated record. The coding region runs from base 1 to 2112 and encodes 703 amino acids.